AUGUAUGUAUCUAUCUAUCUAUCUAUCUUUCUAUCUAUCUAUGUCAAUCAGCUGAUUAUCUAUCUAUCUAUCUAUGUAUCUAACUAUCUAUCUAUCUGUGUCAAUCGGUUGAUUAUGUAUGCAUAUAUCUAUGUCAACCUGUUGAUUGUGUAUCUAUCUAUCUAUCUAUCUAUCUAUCUAUCUAUCUAUCUAUCUAUCUAUGAAAGGUUUUUUUUUUUGGUUUCAAUCUUUUUUUUUUUCUUUACAUAUUUUAUUUUCUCGCGAAAAUAUACCUUUCUCUCUCUUACUCUCUCUCUCUCUCUUUCUUGUUCUCUUUCUCUAUUUUUCCCAAAUUAUUUAAAUAUUUCUUGUUUUCUUUUCUUCUCACGCUGUAUUUUUGAACUCUCUUUCACUCUAUCUCGUUAUGUUCUCUCUCUCUCUCUCUCUCUCUCUCUAUCUCUCUCUCUCUCUCUACUUCUGUUCAAGUUCCAUAAGGGAGAAGCCGUCAUAUAUACGGAAUAA
Molecule: messenger RNA, 501 nt
Organism: Acanthosepion pharaonis
Lineage: Eukaryota; Metazoa; Mollusca; Cephalopoda; Sepiida; Sepiidae
Source: the annotation of a GenBank genome assembly